This is a messenger RNA of Mugil cephalus (flathead mullet), 3049 nucleotides long. RefSeq names its product kelch domain-containing protein 10-like. Gene Ontology annotation, molecular function: protein binding. Gene Ontology annotation, biological process: positive regulation of stress-activated MAPK cascade. The record is from RefSeq and is a predicted model, not a curated record. The transcript is spliced from 10 exons. The coding region runs from base 162 to 1418 and encodes 418 amino acids. Lineage: Eukaryota; Metazoa; Chordata; Actinopteri; Mugiliformes; Mugilidae.
AGACAGCAGCAGUUGUGGACGGUCCCUUCACCUAUUUCUUUAUUUUGUUAGGAAGCCGGAGCUCGCCGUCCCAUGCCACGACGCUUGGGUAGACCACUGCGGGUUCUGGUCCAGGUCUGGGUGUGAAACUCCUCUCCUCUCCGUCUCCGCGUCCCGUUAAGAUGUCGGCGCCCAAACAAGACGGAACACUCAGUCAGCUCAAUAAGUUUGAGAAACUGUCUUGGAGGCCCUCCGUCCGCGACUCAGGCUUUAAGAAGCGAGCGCGAUGGCUUCAGGCUCACCGCCUCUUCACCGGCCCAGGUUGCCCCAACCUGCGGAUCCCAAACAGGUUUCUCAGAGAAGGUCACUGUGUACCGCCGGCUCGCAGCGGACACCGCUGUGUUGCAGACAGCGCCAACCUGUACGUGUUUGGAGGCUACAACCCGGACUUUGAGGAAGCGGGCGGGUCGAAGAACGAGGACUACCCCCUAUUCAGGGAGCUGUGGCGGUAUCACUUUGCCACAGCCACGUGGCAGCAGGUCCGCACUGAGGGCUACAUGCCCACAGAACUGGCUUCUAUGUCGGCCGUCUUACAUGGAAACAACCUGCUUGUGUUCGGUGGAACUGGAAUCCCAUUCGGGGAAAACAACGGCAACGACGUCCAUGUUUGCAACGUUCAGUACAAACGGUGGAACCUGCUCAACUGCAGGGGGAAGAAACCCAACAAGAUCUACGGCCAGGCGAUGGUCAUCAUAAAUGGCUACCUCUACGUGUUUGGAGGGACGACGGGAUACCUUUACAGCACCGACCUGCACAGGCUGGACCUCGCCACCAGAGAGUGGACCCACCUCAAACCCAACAACGCUCCCUCAGAUCUACCCGAGGAGAGGUACAGACACGAGCUAGCUCACGACGGACAGAGAAUAUAUAUUUUUGGAGGUGGGACUUCCUGGACAUCAUAUUCACUGGACAAGAUUCACGCGUACAACUUGGAGACAAAUUACUGGGAUGAAAUUGUCACCAAACCCCAUGAAAAAAUAGGAUAUCCUGCUGCCCGCCGAUGUCACAGUUGCGUUCAGGUCAAAGACGAGGUGUUUAUAUGUGGGGGUUAUAACGGAGAGCAGAUCCUGUCUGACCUGUGGAAGAUCAACCUGCAGACGUUCCAGUGGACAAAGCUCCCCGCCGUCAUGCCAGAACCGGCCUACUUUCACUGUGCUGCAGUCACCCCGGCCGGCUGCAUGUACGUCCACGGCGGCGUCGUCAACAUGUCCGGGAACCGACGGACGGGCUCUCUGUAUAAAGUGUGGCUGGUGGUGCCCAGCCUGCUGGAACUGACCUGGGAGAAACUGCUGAAAUCCUUCCCUCACUUAGCUCAGCUGUCCACUCUUCAGCUCCUCAGCCUGGGACUGACACACUCAUUAAUCCAGCGGCUCAAAUAGACGCAGCGCGAAGACUGAUGCGGCGAGCGGCGCCGACCCCCCCCGAGUCGACCUCGAAAGGAAAAGCCUGAAGAUGUCAGACAGAUACGAAAAUACUUGGAAAUGCCUUUUUACUUUAUUUAAACGUGUGCUUUAUUUUAAGUGCAAUGUUUUGAGUUUCCGUGUACGUUAGAUCUGCAUGCGUCUCUCGGUGUAGGCGGCAGACCCGGCCGUUUCUCCGCGCUUUGCUCGUCGUUUAAAUUUGCCAUCGGAGAAACGUCGCGGAGCAUGAUGGUGAAACACUCCCAACGCCCCAAACUGAAUGUUGCUUGUGGUGGUGUGACAUCAGCUUCCAGUUAGAGAAAUAGGCUCGUUUCACUGUCGCUGUCUUUGACUCGUGUUCAGUCAGCUGCUGGUUGAACAGUCAACCAGAUCCUCUUAAAGAAAAAAAAAUAAAAAUAACGCCACGCUGCCGAUAAAGAAGAACACUCGCUGUAACCGUGAUACAUCUUAAAAGUCACAAUUAGAUUCUUUAGGGCGUAGUCGUGUCUGAUCGCUGGCAGAUUUGUUGAUCUCCUUAAAGUUUUGGGACGCAGAAACACUGUGAAUCUGCUUGUGCCUCUUAUUAUUUUUCGUCUUUUUUGGAAAGAUGACUCUUAAACACAUCUAGCUCCUGAGCGACACUUGUAUCCUUUUCCUUCUUCGUUUGGUGCCUUCCGAAUGUCUUAAACGUCACAUACCUUAUUUUUAUAUUUCUGUUUUUUGGUUGGCUCAUUACCCUCCAUAUAGUUACCUGGUCCUCUCCAUGUGAGCCUUUGUGUUGCUGAUCAUUUCUGCUCAUUAUUAAUCAGGAGAUUUUACUUAAAACACAUGGAGGCAUUUCACUUAUUUAUUAUAAUUACCGUGCUGCUCUUUUAUUUUAUUGCAAAUCCUUCAAUUGUGCCUCCCCCCCCCACCCAGAUCUCACUUUAUGACUCCAUUUUAUCCCUUUUAUAUUGUAACAUAGGUUCUAUUUUUAUGUUGUAACUUUAGUUUUUUUUCUAUGAACUUUAUAAAGAUGCGGUGGAGAGAGAGGGGGUGUGUGUGUGUGUGUGUGUGAGGUGGACUCAGGAUGUGAAAUACUGUGAUCAGUCUGAGGCGGACGGACGUCGAAAUGUCGGCGGAACUCGGACACUUUGGUGAAAUCAGACUUUGGUACGCCGGCAGUUUCGAAUACCGCAGUGAGCUGCUCGUAACGAGACGCGCUUUGACGUUUCUGCGCGCCUGUGAACGUGAGCCUCCCGGCGUUUUAUUUCACAUCUUCACUGUGACCGUGUUGGUACGAUACUAAGCUGAAAGGUGUCUUUUUUUUCUUUUUUUUUGAACACCACAUCUUAUCUACUUCUCACACAUCCCGGCCUUAUUUAUAUUUUAUUUCGAAGCUGUGCUCAAACUUGGUAAGCGGACCGCCUCGUGCAAGAUGUCUAUAUCUGCAUCAUUUUCAAAGUUAAAAGUGACCUCGUGCAUGUCGGUAUGGUGUGCAUGCCACUUUACAUGAACUCUUGGGAGAAAAGCUGAAUGUCCUCUGCAAAGAUGAAUAUGGCUGCAGUGUACAUCGUUUUGUAAUGUCUGUCUGUACGACCAAUAAAAACACAGGCAGCUGCUUUUUUUUU